AUGUUUCUCCUAUUAAUAUGUUUGUUUGAGACCGCCAAUUCUUUGAAGUUGCCCGGUUGCAAUGUGCCGGUGGUGAGUUGCGAUUGCAUCACAUUUGACGACAAAUUGCAGACGGACUAUAAGAAUGGAGAGGAUUACGAUUUCGUGCGAAUGAUGGAAUUCGAAGAUUCCAUCGAACUAAAUGGAGUACUUCUUCGAAAAUUGGGGCCGAUGUCCGGCGAGUUUGUGAUGCGAUUCGUUGCGAGACCCGGCCGAUUGGCGAUCUACAAAAACGAGCGAACCUUCGAGGAUUUCGAGAUUCCAUUCAAGUCUUGGAAAAUUUCGCGAAUUCAAAUCAAAGGAAUGAAGUCGACUCGAUAUUUGAAGCAGUUUUUGCCCGGUUGCAAUGUGCCGGUGGUGAGUUGCGAUUGCAUCACAUUUGACGACAAAUUGCAGACGGACUAUAAGAAUGGAGAGGAUUACGAUUUCGUGCGAAUGAUGGAAUUCGAAGAUUCCAUCGAAGUGAGCGGCACAUUGUUAUCGUCGAACAAAUCUCGAGUGAAUUUGAUCAUUUUCAAAAAUUCCUCGAAUUAUCAGCUAUUCAAUAUCAAUUUGCACAGUGAAGGCAAUAUUCCGUUCCUCUCGUAUAUCAAUCAGUAUAGUCUGCUAAGUGGAGUAUUUCUUCGAAAAUUGGGGCCGAUGUCCGGCGAGUUUGUGAUGCGAUUCGUUGCGAGACCCGGCCGAUUGGCGAUCUACAAAAACGAGCGAACCUUCGAGGAUUUCGAGAUUCCAUUCAAGUCUUGGAAAAUUUCGCGAAUUCAAAUCAAAGGAAUGAAGUCGACUCGAUAUUUGAAGCAGAAUUGCAAUUGUAGAUCAAUAGCUCAAAAAUCGCAAGAUUUGAAGAAUUGCCUGAAUAUCUAG
Messenger RNA from Caenorhabditis bovis, 900 nucleotides. The record is from the annotation of a GenBank genome assembly. Lineage: Eukaryota; Metazoa; Nematoda; Chromadorea; Rhabditida; Rhabditidae.